Nematolebias whitei (Rio pearlfish) is the source of this 4847-nucleotide messenger RNA. RefSeq names its product DNA topoisomerase II binding protein 1 (gene topbp1). Lineage: Eukaryota; Metazoa; Chordata; Actinopteri; Cyprinodontiformes; Rivulidae. The transcript is spliced from 28 exons. Bases 304 to 4773 code for a protein of 1489 amino acids. Gene Ontology annotation, biological process: mitotic G2 DNA damage checkpoint signaling; mitotic DNA replication checkpoint signaling; DNA replication initiation. The record is from RefSeq and is a predicted model, not a curated record.
AAAGUCGCUCCAAAGGCGCGAACAUAAUAAACAAUGACUUGGCUUCAAUUUAGUACGUCUUUUGCGAACUGCUUGACAUAAGAAGUGUAAUAAAUUUAACGUCGUUGACGGUAGUGUCUUUGGGGUUUUGACUUGUCCUUGAAACAUUUUAAACUUUAACCUCUUUAGUUAACGGCGUCUUUCUGAAACUAUGAAAUUUACGGUAGUUUAAAAUUAUCCCCUUUUUUACUGAAUUCUGUCAGAGUACAGAACGUUUUUAUCUACUACCAAUCAGAGUCAACCCAUAAGUCAUUCUAGCUCAACAUGUGUAAAAGAGACAACGAAGCGUUUAUUGUGAAAUUUGUGGAAAAUGAAGGAUCACAAUCGGAGCAUGCUGUCAAAGCAUAUGAGGCUAUUUUGGAGCUGCAGUCUGAUAAGUAUAUAAAAAACAUCAAAGAAGAAGAUGUGUUACAGAUGGAGCAGAAGGAUAAGUCUCUGUUUGUGUUCAGCAACUUCACCUCUUCAGGGUUCCUGCACUGCAAGAAGCUUGGCUGCAGAAUAGUGAGUCCACUGGUGGUGUUGCACUGCCUCCAACAUCAGCGGUGUGUCCCCAGAGCAGAGACGCCUGUGUAUAAUAUGGCAAUGGCUGAUGUAACUAUUUCCUGUACUAAUCUGGACAAAGCAACACGGGCAGAAGUGAUGGAUCUGGUGCAGCUCAUGGGUGGACGUGUCUAUCUGGAUCUUAAUGUGUCUGUGACACACCUGAUUGCAGGAGAAGUAGGAAGCAAAAAAUACCUUGUGGCUGCCAACUUAGGUAAACCCAUCCUGCUGCCCACAUGGACCAAAGCCUGCUGGGAUAGAUCACAAGACAGUCUUUUCAGAUAUACAGACUUGCCAAUGGAGGACUAUCUGUGCCCCGUGUUGCUUGGCUGUACUGUUUGCGUGACGGGCCUCUCCAGCACAGAACGCAAAGAGGUGCAGAGACUCUGUGAGCAGCAUGGAGCCAAAUACACAGGCCAGCUCAAAAUGAACGAGUGCACACAUCUCAUUGUCAAUGAACCAACAGGCCAGAAGUUCGAGUGUGCCAUGAAGUGGAAUGUGUAUUGUGUGUCUCUACACUGGCUUUUUGACAGCAUCGAGAAGGGCUUCUGUCAGGAUGAAACCAGGUACAGUGUGGCACCCAAGGCAUCAAAAACCACUCGGCCGCACACUUCCACCCCUACCAACACCACCAAGAGGGAAGAUGCCCCAUCUCUAUUGGGUCUGAGCAACAUUUCUGUCAGCACUAGCAUAGGAAUAAAUGACACUGCCCUCACCAAUGCCACCGUAAGCCGUAUGGAGACGCCAGACCCCAUUGACAACCUGGAUCUCACCGCUUGCUCAGCAGAUGAUGUUUUAGAUGGUUGUAAGCUGUAUUUAUGUGGUCUCUCGAUGAAGAAGCUGGAGAAGCUGCGGCGACUUGUUAACGCUGCAGGAGGUUUGCGCUUCAACCAGCCCAGUGAAGAACUCACGCAUGUUGUGAUGGGAGAACUGGACCAGGAACUUCAACAUUUUCUUUCCAAAGCAACUCACAGGCCCCACGUAGUGACGGUGCAGUGGCUGCUGGACAGUUUCUCCAAAGGCAGCCUGCUUCCAGAAGAAGGAUACCUCCACCCUGACUGUCUUCCUCCUGCUGCAGCUGCUGUACCCACGACAAAACAUCUCCCACCAAAGUCUCGACCUUCAGUCGGUCCACUGGUUCUCAGCCCCAGCACUCCCAGGGAGAAGACGGCAGAGGAAGAUCUACUCUCACAAUACAUGGAUGAUGAUCCUACAGUAGAGCCACAACCUGAGUCAUGGGUACCCAACCCAGGAUCAGAACAAGACUCAACCCUGCAGGACGGCUUGUUUUCUGGCAAAAUCUUCCUUCUCGUGGGUUUUGGUGCUGAAGCUGAGGCGCAGCUCUCGAUGCUGGUGACAGAACAAGGAGGGAAGGUGCUAACGGGCAGCACUCGAGUCGUGGCCGACUACGCCGUGGUUCCUCUGUUGGGCUGCUCCGUGGAGGCCACGGUGGACGAGGUCGUCACUGAUACCUGGCUGGCCAUGUGUGUGGAGAAAGAGUGUGUUUUGGAGCUGCCCUGUAACCCCCUGUUCACCCCUGUUCCUGUGAGGGAGGGACAUUUCCCUCUCAAAGACUGCAUUCUCUCAGUCAGCCAGUUCACCGGAGCAGAGAGGGAGUCUUUGGUGGAUCUGGCCAAGCACCUCGGAGCCAAUGUCCAGGAUUACUUUGUGCGUCUGGCGAAUCAGAAGAAAGGCAUGUUGGCCAGCACUCAUUUGGUGUUGCGGACUCCUGAAGGCACAAAGUACGAGGCGGCUAAGAAGUGGGGGUUUCCUGCCGUCACCAUGCGCUGGAUACUAGAGUCUGCUCGAACGGGCAAGAGGGCACUGGAGGAGAAAUAUCUGGUUGACCUUCCAGCCUCACCAGAGAGAGAUGAAGAGAGCUUCAUCGGCGGCUCUCAGAGACCGAUUCUGCCUCCACCAGCUCCUCUUUCUCCUGAAGUCCCUUUGCUUGGUCCACAAAGUGGGAAAGCUAUCACCCCCCUGGAUUUGGGUCGCUUUCAGAGCAAGGUGUUUCGCUCUAUGUUGGAUGAGAUGAAGCCCAAAGAAGACCUCAGCACCCCCAAACUAAACCAGGACAGCAGAAAGAAACCGCUUCAGAAGGAGCCUCCUCUGCAGCUGGACACUCCUUCUCGCUUUCUGAGCAGAGAUCAGCUCUUCAGGCCCUCGUUUAACGUCAAGGAUGCACUUGGAGCUUUGGAGACUCCAGGUGGGAGAUCGAAGCCAAGACCACAAGUAGAAACUCCACUUACUGAUGUCAUCAACAGGAACCUGAAAGUAGCUCUGGCCAACAGCUCACACGGUAACGUCUCAGAAAUGGAAGCAGCUUCAGCAAGCCCCCAGCUGAAGAAGACCACAGAGAAGGAGGUUCCACAAAAGGAAGCUGGCCCUCUGAGUGGAGUUGUGGUCUGUGUGGGGAAGAAACUGAGUAAAAUGCAGAGUGAGCUAAAUGCAGUCGCUGCCUCACUUGGAGCUGACUUCAGGUGGGCUUGUGAUGAUAGAGUGACGCACUACAUCUACCAGGGCCGAGUGGGGGACACCUCCCGCGAGUACAAAGGAGUGAAGGAGAGGGGGCUGCACAUAGUGUCGCAGUACUGGCUGCAAGCUUGUGCUGAGGAGCAGAGACACGUCCCAGAGUCCCUGUACCCGUUCACCUACAACCCCAAGAUGAGCCUAAACCUGAGCCAGGUGCCCUGCAGCUCCCAGAGGCCUCCACCUUCAACACAACUCAAAGACGCCUCAGAACCAAAGCACAACAAGUCUGAGCUCACUGCUGCAGAGGAACCUGCAACCGUCAGUAACAGAGGGGUCGAUCCAGACGAGACCAUUGAUACUACAGAGAAAACAGAUACUCUGGAAAUGAGAGAAAAGCUGCAGAAACAGUUGCAGGAGAUCAUGUCGAUGACGACAGGCAGGCGCACUUCUCUCAGACUUGCAAGGAUGGGCGCAGGCGGUGCCGAGUCCGGCUCCAACACACCUGACGGGAGCCGAGCUGGACGCACCGGGAACAGACGAACUCUAGAAGCUCUGAGGGUGUCCAGAGAAGCCGCUCUGGAUGUAAACACAGAACCAUCUCAGAGUGAACAGAUAGUCUGGGAUGACCCGACAGCCAGGGAGGAGAGGGCCAAGCUGGCUGAUAAUUUACAGUGGCCCGGCAGUCCGUCGCAGCACUCAGACCCUCUCCCCCCUGCACCCCCUCCCACUGAAGAAGCCAGCUCACAGUUUAGGGACUCUAUGACUGAUUCAGAGCUGGUGGAGAUAGCGGCCUGUGAGGUUAUUAACCAGCAGAUGGGUCAGAAGGUCAUGACGCCCCCACCAGAGGAGCCAGAAGGUGACAUCCUCACUCCUAAAGCUCCCAGCAUCGCCUUUCCUCUCGCCAAACCUCCAGUCGCACCCGAGCCUCAGGUGAAGGAGGAGAAAAGGGAAGAAAAGCAGCCGCCCAGAUUUCAGCUGUCCUCCCUCAGCCCUCAGGAGCGCAUCGAUUACAGUCAGCUCAUAGAAGAGCUCGGUGGCGUCGUCCUGGACAAGCAGUCCUUUGACCCCAGCUGCUCGCACAUCAUCGUAGGGAGUCCGCUGCGUAACGAGAAGUAUCUGGCAGCGAUGGCGGCCGGUAAAUGGAUCCUGCACCGCUCGUACCUGGAGGCCUGCCGCUCAGUGGGUCACUUCAUCCAGGAGGAUGAGUACGAAUGGGGCAGCAGCUCCAUCCUAGAUGCUUUACCCUCCGUCACCUCUCAACAGAGACGACUGGCAUUAGCUGCCAUGCGCUGGAGAAAAGCUCUGCGGGGAAGCUCUGAACAGAAGGUGUCUGUUUUUCAGGGAGCUUUCAGUGGAUGGACGGUGAUGCUGAACAUCGACCAGAGCAGAGAGUCGGGCUUCAGACGGUUGCUGCAGUCUGGUGGAGCUAAGGCGCUGCCCAGUCCCUCCCCGUCGUUUUACAAAGAGGCCACACAUCUGUUCGCAGACUUCAGUCGGCUCAAACCCGGAGACUUCAGAGUGGACGUCACGGAGGCGAGUGCACACGGAGUGAAGUGCUUAAAGCCAGAGUACAUCGCAGAUUACCUCAUGCAGGAGACGACCCCACCUAUGGAGCUGUACCGUCUGGCUGCAGCUCCGGCUGAAGAAGAUCCGGACACGCCGUCACGUAAACGUAAAGCGUCAGCUGAUGCCUCCAGGCUGAAAAAGAGCCGGGUGAACUGAAACCCCAGCACGUCGUCUGAAUAAUCUGCAGUUCAUUAAAACUUGUUGUAAAUUAUAUAUUUUUUUUAUGUAUU